Molecule: messenger RNA, 2577 nt
Organism: Arthroderma uncinatum
Lineage: Eukaryota; Fungi; Ascomycota; Eurotiomycetes; Onygenales; Arthrodermataceae
Exons: 6
Coding region: 1-2577 (858 amino acids)
Source: RefSeq, a predicted model, not a curated record
AUGGAAUCCAACACCGAGAGGCUCGAGACUUUCCAUGAAGGAUAUCCCGACACCUUCGGUGGAUUUUUCAAAAAUCAAAGUGGCCGAACGAAGAAGAUGGCGUCGUUCAUCGUGAAUUCUCCACCUGACAUCAGCCCAAACGCGCGUGUUGUCGCCGUUUGUGGAAUCAGCGACGAAUAUUGCGACUCCGCCAGCCCAAGCGCGGACGGGUGGUUCUAUUCAGAUUUCUUUGCAUUCCAUACAUUACUCUACGGCCAGGGCGCUGCACAGACAUGGUGCUGUGCAGAUCAGCCAGGUUUUCUCCUCUCCAAAUACGGCCAAUACCUUCACGGCAACCCAUUCACAGAACGACGCGUUGUUUUGAAUGAGCACCUUCUUCAAACUGAGCUGAAUGAUGUUCAGGUCUUCCCUUCCUCAAGUCUCCUGUCAUCUUUCCUUGAUGUUCUACGCGGGGAAGCCGCGUUGGCGGUCCAGCUUAAACAGCCACUCAUCCUUCUUCUAUUUGGCCAUGGAGACAACAUCACGAAAUCUGUUAAGAUCGGAGGCACAGACUUCAGCAGUGACGAGUCGGAUAUCUUUGAUACCGUUGGUACCGACGAUGAACUUUCCAUCUCUACUGUAGCCAACAUUGUUGGUGAGGAAGCAGAUGUCACUGUAAUAUCAACAGCAUGCUUCUCGGGGGGUUGGGCUGUCACAUCCAUCCUAAACGCUACAGUUCUGGCAGCAGCUGGACAGAGCGAAGAGAGUGAGUCGUGGGCAAAAAGUUCCUCGUUGUCAAGGGCGUGUGGUAGCAUCUACGCAUCAACCCUGAUCAAGUCACUCUUGAAGGAGACAAACGACGAACUCCAGCCAUCUACCCCUUCGUCCUCGGAACGUCCAGAUGUAUCUUCUUCUCCAACUAAAGGCCGAUCGAAGACCUUCUCAGAGUUUGCCAGGACCCUUCACCGCCUACUUCUGACAAGCGUGGACAGGUUCGGUUAUACACACAACAUAUCGUUCAGUGCUCAGAACGAUGAUUGGGAAAGCCACUGGCGUAAGCGGACUGGUUUUCCUCUGGUAGAUUUCAAAUCAAAGUGGGAAAGCCUAGACGUUGUUCCGCCACGACCAUCAACACCCUUAAACAGAGAUCCACUCGCCGAGGACUCAACGAGAAUGGACAACACUACAAGGGAGAGCACUCGGGGCCAGUACGGGUCAUCAUCAUCAUCAUAUCUAAGGGGCCUUCGUCGGCUCGCGAAAAGGUACCUACAGAGCUUUCCAGACGCUGAUUCGCUCGCUCCUAACUCUAUGCUACAUCAAGAAUGUGUGGACCUCCUUGCUGGGAAAAGGGAAUUCAAAUCUACGCAUCUCGAAAUAAUAGAGGCAACAUUACAGUUCCGGAUGAGCCUGGGUUUCUUGGCCAAUCAACUCGUUGUUGGCUGCUCCUUACCGCUUCCACAGGUAAAGUUCUGUGAAGAAUGGGACCCAGAGAACAAGUUCAGCUACGAACGAGAAGAGAGGGAUAGAGUCUUUGAGCGUUUACUUGGUCUAUUCCCAUCGCCACUUCGUGAGCAGGGAGUUACGGGCUGGGUAAAACCCUACUGGUAUAUCGUCGCGGCGCUUAUGGAAGCGGGCCUCUCUCCACCCCAACUCGACGCUAAAAUUCGGCAACUAUUUGAAGCUGUCCAUGACAUCAAAGAGACUAAGGCGGACUUGGUGCGAAGGAACCCAGAUGUCCAAUCGAAACGGAGACGCUUGCUCAAAUCAUGUGGUGUGUUUCUGCGACCGAACUAUGGAAUCCUCGUAUUCCAGUGCAUAAGCUCUCUUGACCCCUUCGAUCCAGCCAUGGCGGUCACUACGGCGUCUCCAGCCGAACCCCGCGAGGAGUUCGGCUCCCUGACGCUGGACGCAAACGAACUACUUCACCACCCAUGCUUGCCUAGGGUACAGAGAUUGAUAAACUUCGCAUUCAAGCGCGAUGAUGGCGUCGCGGUCAACUCGGACGGUAAAAGGGGCCGGUUCAAUUCGCCAGAACAGAUCAUUCCGUGGAUCGGCAAACACGGCCGGAUGGUCAUUCUUUUUAAAUAUAAAACAAAGGAGAGUCAGCAGCACACCAACGGCCACACCAACGGUACAAAUGGCUAUGUAAACGGCAACGGCGCCACUACUAAUGGGUCAAAUGGCUGCGCUGGGGCUGACCAAGAGCGUGAGCUCGACACCAACGAGCCCGUUGCAACGGCUGUGAUAAAAUAUUUUAAACCCGACUUGGGAAUUCAGCCUAUGGAGGGAAAGCUAGACGGUGAUGUUGAAAAGGGAAUCGGAUAUGACUCGGAACCAGCCGAUAUUCUCUCCAUCAAACACUGGGAACCAGCUUGCGUGUCGGUCAUGCCAUUCGAUGAAUCGCUACAGGGUAAAGGUUUGGCCGUUCGUUGUGUUCAGAUGCUAGAAAAGGAUCUUUUACAGCGGCUGGAUAUCGCAGCACGAGAACAACAGCUGAAAACAGGACAGCCGAGCGAUACCUCACCAUUGACUUUCUGGAUUCGAACCAGAACUGAUACGACGGAAGCAUACUGGAAGAGAAGGGGAUAUCGGUUCUGA